GCUUACAGACACUGUGGCCUUAUUCGUGAACGAAGCUCGAUUUUUGCAGCUGUAGGAUGUUCUUCCAGGCUUGUUCUAUCCAAAACGAAGUCGGUGAACCCAUGUCUUUUUUUACAUUUCUGACAUAACUAACUCGUCAUCUUACAAUGGUAAAAGUCUCAGAAAAAAGUCAAUGUUGGAAAAUUUCUCUCUUAAACGAAGUCCAUGACCCCGGGCGUUUUCCAUUUACCAAAAAAUUCCGUAAAUCCCGGUUGGGAUGUAAAUGGAACACGACUUUUCGGUUCGUUCCAUUGGAAAUUUUCCGGAAUAAACGGAAUUCCUGAAAAGGUAGUCCCGUUUUCCCGGUGGAAACUUCCCAAUGGAAAAUUUGCGUUCCAUUUACAGAUUUCUCGUCUUUAUCACCAGUUCCAUGCCUUUCGCGGUCUUUUAAGCGGCCAGGCCUCCCUUCAGCUACCUCGUGUUUCAACAAAAAUGGCAGCUGAUCAGGGUCAGUUUUCCGGAAGCUUUUUGCAAACAAACUUUCAGGGCUACUACGAGUGCUCUGCCUACCACGUUCUAACGCCAGAUCUAGAAAAUUUACUGCAGCACGAAUGUGCUGCAUAUAAAAGUGGUAAGUAGAAGUUCUUGCUUCUUCGAAGCGUUUUUUUGCCGGUGCACGUUUCCCGCGUAAAAUGUUGCAUGAACAACUCUGAAAAGUUCUUUUGUAAUUCUUCGUUCACAGGUGAACGUCGAGGCCGCUGAAAAGAUAUCUACUGGAUUAUCUCCUGAAUUAAUCAACUCUCUUCCUCUAUAGAGGCUUGUAACAUUUCGCACAAAAACAACAUCUGACGGGCCUCAUUGGCCUCCAUUUUGAAUAUUCGCAGGAGAUUCAGAGAAGCGAGAGAGAGGGGCCUGUGAACGAAUGGGACUUGUGACAAAUGGAACGCACUUUUCCCAAACGGAAAUUCCCAAUAGAAAUUUUCCGAAUUUUUUUUGUAAAUGGAAACGCCCCCCCGUUUCUUUUUUCAUUUCUGAAACAAGUAAUUUAUUGUCUGUCCCCAGUCCCCAGAAGUUUGAAGAAAAUCUAUUCAGUAGAACAUUUUCGCUCGAACCUAACAUUUUACUCGGUGGGGUGCUGACAUGUAGGACUUUCGCGCAUUGUCGUCCUCAUAGCCCUUGUCGCCUCUAUUAGCCGGCUAAGAGAAGCGAGAAUGGACUUUUGCGCCGAAGAACGCUCUCACAAGUCCCGCGGGGGCACUGGGUUACAGGGAACAACCACGACGUGUUACAUGAAGCCGAAGUUAGCGAGGCAUCGAACCGAUUGUUCAACGUGUUGUCUAGAUGUAAACUUAGCUGUUUUCCAUCCUUCUGGGACGCAGGGCUGUGCUGUGUUAGGUGACAUUUCUCUUGUAAAUGGAGAGAGUACAGGCAGAGGCGUAGUGAGCAUGAUCUGGCUAUCCAGGAGCAGUUUUGGUUUGGGCUCCAAGCAUGUCAAAUUAGCGGCCAAGAGGUGCGAGAAGUCCACAUACUUGCUGGUCAUUGUGAAUUUAACCACCAUGAAUAAAGAAGCACACAAGAACGAUGAAGAAAAACACGCUACAGGCACGAAUGGCACUCAAGACAAACUGCACGUUUUCACAUGGCUGGCAAGAAAAACGUCUCGAGAUUUAUGGGAUGAUGAUGACAACGAUGACGAUGGAAAUGAUGACAAUGUCCCUGUCCAAGAUGGGAGUGCUGAUGGUGCGGAUUUAAGAGACUUUUUAAAGAACUAUCUUUGGAAUUUGUAG
Orbicella faveolata is the source of this 1766-nucleotide messenger RNA. RefSeq lists its product as uncharacterized. NCBI's taxonomy places the organism in Eukaryota, Metazoa, Cnidaria, Anthozoa, Scleractinia, Merulinidae. The record is from RefSeq and is a predicted model, not a curated record.